GCAAUAGCCAAAUAAGGCUAGAUCUUGGUUCUGUACUUAUCGACUUUGUUGUUUGCACAUGCAUGUUUGAGUUAGUGCAUACCGGAGUACGCUUCAAACAUCUAAGCUGUGUUACGUUUACAAAUUAUAAUAUUUCGCUUUAUUUCCGGGCGAAUAAAUGGCAAGUGUAAACAAAGAUUUGCAAACUGGGCUUAGUGAGGAAACCCUUGAUAGAGAAACGUUUGUAAGUCAGCUAGAAAGCUCGUCUAGUGUGGAAGAAGACAAAUCAUCCGGGAUUUCAACCUGGGAAGGAAAACAAGAAAUUGGCCGUGACUGGCAGUCCUUAGGUAGAGAAUUGAAGUUUCCCAAAACUACCCUGGAUGAUAUUUCAGAUGACAAAAGCAACCAUACUAACAAAGACAAAGCCCAUGCUUUGCUUAUCAAGUUCAUUCAACAACAUGGAAGUGAUGCAACCAAAGGCUGUCUGGCUAAAGCAUUGAUCAAAAUAGACAGGCGAGAUAUUGCUGAAAACCUCAUAGGCAAUGAGCAUUUUACGAGUAAAACAUCGCACGAACAGAUGUUCUUUUUAAAAGAGGAAAGAAGCUUUAAAAUCCCUGAAGAAAAUGGCCAAGAUGUAAGAUUCUGUCGGAACAUCCAGAAUGGCAAGUUGUACCUUGUAAGGGAGCUGACUGGGACGGAAUACGAAGAAUCUUGCAAGGCAUUAAAGCAAGAGGACGCUAUUGCCGAUUCCACCCUAAAUUCCCUUGAUGUCCACGAUAUCGCGGAGGAAGAAAGACAGAAAAAGGAAAACCAAAAGUUUAAAGAGGCCCAAGACAAGAUAACGAAACUCCUAAAAAGGUUUCAAGAGCUAACCAACCGCAUUCAAAACCAGAAGAGAAAUGUCUUGUCACAGUUACAUGAAGAAAAGACAUCACUUGCAGAAAUGCAGAUGCUAGGUACAGGUUUGCUCCAGUUAACUGGCAUUGUCUCACAUUUGAAGGACCAAAUCCCUCUUCAGGCGCAGAUGUACAGCUUUUCUCUCGGGCUGUGUGCGAUACUCAAAGACUUGGAGGAGAGAGUGAAGGUGCUGAGAGGAAUGGCUCCCAGCGGCGAAACUCAAAGAUUUGAGAAAGUGCUAAACCAAUGUCGAAACCUGACAAAGCAAGUGCAAAUGAAUGAAAACCGUUUUUUAAAACGCUCUCAAGAGGAUACUCUUGAAGGUCAACUGCGUCCUCGGAUUAGUGCCCGCCCUCUGCUCCCCAAGCAAGAACGAGUGGGUAUCCGGUAUCCUGGAGUUAGGAUUGUCAGACACAAGAGAGCCAAUUGAGAUAAAUUCAUUAACUUUACCAAGUGUUCACUAAUAACAUACCGCGAUGCUGGCAAGAAGGUAGGUAUUAAGUUGAUUUCAUUGUCUUCUAUUAUUGUAACGGGGGUAAAGAAGAAAGAUUCAGACUGGGGAACAUUAUCGGCAAGUUUUUUACCUAUUGUUGCGAAGAAACUAUUCAUGAUGUUAGGUAAUUUUGAAGGAUUAGUUGUUACUUCAUCAUUAAUAGAUGGAUCUUUAAGAGCCGAUAUUUGAUAUUUGCCCUCUUUGGCAUGCAGUAAAGAAUUAAUUGUAGCCCAAGUUUUUCUUGUAUUGUUUUGGUUUUUCUUGAAAAGGUUAUAAUAAUAUUGAAUCUUACUUAAUCAAAUAAGAGAUGUUAAUCUAUUUCUGUAGUAAACAUAUUUUCCCCUGUUACCAUUGAUGACUAGUUGGUUUUUGACUUUAAUUGACUCACGAAUGCCUUGAGUGAUCCAUAGCUUAGAAAAAGAUAUCUCAUACUCAUUAAUGAUUCAUGAGUAAACCAGCCAAUCAAUGGGCUAUUUUGGGUCACAUGAUGUUACUUGAAACCUGGUAAAGUCAUGUAAAAGGACUGAAUUCAGUCUGUAGUAACUGGAACAAAAUUAAUUCAGUCCUAGGACUGAAUUAAUAUUGUUCCAGCUACUCCAAGUCGAAUAAUAAUGAGCACGAGAAGUCAUUUCAAAGCCUCCAAUAUUGGACUGGACGGGAUUUCAAGUCCGCGCAAUUAGUUACAGUCCGAGGCGGAUCCCGUCCAGUCCUCGUUGUCGGCUUUGAAAUAUUACUUCAAUCUACGUUUAGAAACAGCAGAGAUUGGGGCAACUUUGUUAGCAAUAUUAUUUAUCACAUACUGAUCAACAUUUUGCGCUGGUCGAUCAUGAGAGAACAGUAUUUAGAUCAAUACUUGAAAGGUCUCUAAGAAAGUUCUUCUCUGCGUGCCUUCAAAAAAAACCUAAUUUGCGUCCUGUGGGGUAGUUGAAUUUUAUGUUGCUGGAAUUAUGCCAAAUUGAGAAAAGUGGUCGCUUAUAUCAGAUACGACGUUACCGCUAAAAAUAUGGCGGUCUAAUUGAUUAAUAAAAAUAGAUAGAUCAUGACUGUAAUUACUCCUUUAAUCCUUUCAAGGUGAUGCAAUGCUAAGACAAAUAACUGAGUCUGUUAAAAUUAGCAGAGAAGAAAAAGAUAAAAUAGUAAAUAACAUAACAGAAUGGAACUUUAUGAAGAUCCCUAGAACAGUUAUAAUGUAAAUUUUCUUUCUUCUUUUUCAUUUAACAGCGCGCGAAAGUUUACAGCGCGCGCUCUCGUUCAUCAUGAUUAUAAACAGUAUAUCGCAACGUAAUCAUUCAGUUAGAUUCAGUUAGGUUGAUAAGGUCCUAAUAAACGGACGAAACUAGUCCCUAAACUGCCA
This is a messenger RNA of Actinia tenebrosa (Australian red waratah sea anemone), 2723 nucleotides long. RefSeq lists its product as uncharacterized. Gene Ontology annotation, biological process: signal transduction. The record is from RefSeq and is a predicted model, not a curated record. Gene Ontology annotation, molecular function: protein binding. NCBI's taxonomy places the organism in Eukaryota, Metazoa, Cnidaria, Anthozoa, Actiniaria, Actiniidae.